Messenger RNA from Linum trigynum, 2434 nucleotides. The record is from the annotation of a GenBank genome assembly. NCBI's taxonomy places the organism in Eukaryota, Viridiplantae, Streptophyta, Magnoliopsida, Malpighiales, Linaceae.
GAUCUCAAGUUCUCUAUGGAGAUGAUUUGCCCAACAUUGAUCGUGUAUUUCAAAGAAUGCUUCAACGCGAGAGACAACAAUAUGGGGCACAACUCAACAGGGUUCUUGCAGUGGAUACAAUGAGUUUGGCAGCACACAGUUCAAGCACUCCUCAUAUCAGAAGGCCUAGACCUUACUGCACUCAUUGCAAGUUCCUUGGCCACACAGAGGAAACUUGCUACCACAAACAUGGGUGGCCACCAGGGAUGAAUACCAGAACCACCAAUCCUUAUGGGAAACUAAUUGAAUGCACCUACUGCAAGAAACCAGAACAUACUGAGGAGAAGUGUUUCAGCAAACAUGAAUAUCCCAACCCAAGGGUUCCACCAAGACCCAAACCUCAAGCUCACUCAGUUACUUUAGAAGAUCUACACCAAGAGGUCAAGCUUACCAAAGUUGACUACCUGAAGCUGAUGUCCCUAUGAAUGACAAAGGCAAUUCAAAGCCUUCCCCAAGUGCCAGUCCCUCUUUUUCAGCUGCCAGUUUCAUCAACAGGCUAGCAGAAUCCUCAGAUAAAUUCCUGCUCAAUGUGAGUGAUAAAUCACCACAUCAUCAAACUUGGAUACUUGAUACAGCUGCCUUUGACCACAUUAUGUGCUCUCUAAGCCACCUAUCGAACUCCAGACCACUUCACAACAUUUAUAUCACUCUCCCCACAGGAUACAAAGUUCAAGCAACACAUUCAGGCACAGUUUUUUGUGUUGCAGGCCUAGUGUUGCAUGAAGCUCUAUUUGUUCCACAAUUUAGCUUCAGCCUUAUCUCUGUCACUCAACUAACCAAAAACAGAUCCCUUUGCUUGACCUUCUUCUCUGAUGUCUGCUUGAUUCAGGAUAUGCAGCUGAGGAGGAUGACUGGUUCUGCUAAGCCAUCCUAUGGCCUUUACCACCUAGAGACCAUUGUAGAUAUCAAUCUCUCCCACUACAUCUCAGCUGCCAGCACAUAGACAUUUGAUGUUUGGCACCAUAGACUAGGACAUGUCUCUCAUUCCAAAGUGCCCAUUUUGAAAUCUUUUUAUCCACAGAUAGAUACAAGCAGUUCUAUACCCUGUGAUGUCUGUCAUUUUGCUAGACAGAAGAGACUUCCUUUCCCUUCUAGCACUUGUGUAACUACACAUGAUUUUGAAUUGUUGCAUGUUGACAUAUGGGGUCCUAACCAUGUUCCCAGUUAUGAUGGAUUCAAGUACUUUCUAACAAUUGUUGAUGACUUCAGUCGAAUGACUUGGUUAAUUCUUUUGCAAACUAAGUCUGAAGCUAGGCAUAAGUUGCAAGCAUUCUGUUCCUAUGUUGAGAGACAAUUUAAAACCAACAUCAGGCAAAUUAGAAGUGACCAAGGUAGAGAGUUUGCCAUGACAGAAUUUUUUGAUCAAACUGGCAUUCUCCAUGAACAAUCAUGUGUUCAGACUCCACAACAAAACAAUAAAGUGGAGAGGAAGCAUCAACACAUUCUCUCUGUGGCUAGAGCCCUAAAGUUUCAAUCCAAUCACUCCCUGCCUCUUGGGAAGAUUGUGUCAAACAUUCAGUCUAUUUGAUCAAUAGGGUUCCCACAAUUGUUCUGGGGAACCUCACUCAUGAAAAACUUCACAACCAGAAACUAGACCUUACUGACCUCAAGGUUAUUGGUUGUUUAUGCUUUGCUUCUACACUUUCUAAUCACAUAGCCAAAUUUGACUCUAGAGCAAGAAAGGGAGUUUUCAUUGGUUAUCAACGUGGAAUCAAAGGUUACAAAAUUUAUGAUCUUUCCACACAUGAUGUUUUUGUUUCUAGAGAUGUCCAAUUCCAUGAAAUUGUGUUCCCAUUUCAUAACCAAAAUCCAGAUCAUUCACCACCCUAUUCUACCCCAUCUGAUCCUUCUUUCUAUGAUGAUCCUAGUCUAUCCUACUACCCCUCAUCACAACCUACUCUUCCUUCUCUACCAAACCCAUUGGUUCAGGACACCCAUUUUGACAUAGAUUAUGAACCAGACUCACAAUCCUCACCAUCUCCUUCCUUCACCAUCCCCACCCCCAGUACCUCAACCACCCCUAAGAAAGUCCACAAGAGUUUCAAAACGACCUACCCACCUCCAGCAAUACCAUUGUAACCUGCUUCAACAGACUUCUUCUACCAGUCAUUCUACUCAGCUGCCACCUACAGGUAUGACAUCAAACCUCUCAUCACUACUUGAUUACUCUACUCUCUCUCUCUCCUACUCACAAAACCUUUGUCUCAAGUAUCUCUUCCCUAAAGGAACCAGAAACCUAUAAGGAAGCAGUUCACUUUCCAGAAUGGAAUGAUGCUGUGACAGCUGAGACUCAUGCUCUAGAAGCCAACCACACUUGGGAUGUGGUUGAAUUACCUCCUGGUAAGAAACCAGUUGGCAACAAGUGGAUUUAUAAGAACAAACAUCUACCAGAUGG